Messenger RNA from Nyctereutes procyonoides (raccoon dog), 1273 nucleotides. RefSeq names its product enoyl-CoA hydratase 1 (gene ECH1). Gene Ontology annotation, cellular component: mitochondrion. Gene Ontology annotation, molecular function: delta(3,5)-delta(2,4)-dienoyl-CoA isomerase activity. The coding region runs from base 10 to 1071 and encodes 353 amino acids. The transcript has 10 exons. Lineage: Eukaryota; Metazoa; Chordata; Mammalia; Carnivora; Canidae. The record is from RefSeq and is a predicted model, not a curated record.
UCGCCAAACAUGGUGGCGUCGUACCCGCCGCCCCCUUGGCUUCUUCCUGUCUGUCGGGCUAGUUCCGCUAGCUCCUGGGUUGCGAUGGCGGCAGCGAUGGCGGCUUCUCGCAGUCUCCGAGAUCUGCUAAUGCGGCGACUGGUGGUGCCCACCCCGCAGGGCCUCAGCCUUUGCCUUCGCCCCUUGAGCUCUGCUGUGCAAGAUGAGGCCUCCACAGCAGCCCCCAGAGAAGCACCAGGCCACAACUAUGAGUCCCUUCGGGUGACAGCUGCCCAGAAGCACAUCCUGCACGUGCAGCUGAACCGGCCUGAGAAGAGGAAUGCCAUGAACAAGGCCUUCUGGAGAGAGAUGGUGGAGUGCUUCAACAAGAUAGCACAAGACCCUGACUGUCGGGCUGUGGUGAUCUCUGGUGCAGGAAAAGUAUUCACUGCAGGUAUCGACCUUAUGGACAUGGCUUCAGAAAUCCUUCAGCCCCAAGGAGAUGAUGUGGCCCGCAUCAGCUGGAACCUCCGUAACCUCAUCACCAGAUACCAAGAGACCUUCAGUGUCAUCGAGAAGUGUCCAAAGCCAGUGAUCGCCGCCAUCCAUGGGGCCUGCAUCGGUGCGGGUGUGGACCUCAUCACUGCCUGUGACAUCCGCUACUGUGCCCAGGAUGCUUUCUUCCAGGUGAAGGAAGUGGACAUAGGUCUGGCAGCAGAUGUGGGAACGCUGCAGCGACUACCCAAAAUCAUCGGAAACCAGAGUCUGGUCAACGAGCUGGCCUUCACUUGCCGCACCAUGAUGGCUGAUGAGGCCCUGGGCAGUGGGCUGGUCAGCCGACUGUUCCCAGACAAGGAGGGCAUGCUUGAUGCGGUCUUCACCCUGGCGGCCGAGAUUUCCACCAAGAGCCCCGUGGCAGUGCAGAGCACCAAGAUCAACCUCAUCUACUCGCGCAACCAUCCUGUGACCGAGGGCCUCAACUACACGGCGACCUGGAACAUGAGCAUGCUGCAAACCCAGGACAUUAUUAAGUCGGUCCAGGCUGCCAUGGAGAAGAAGGAACUGAAGAGCGUCACCUUCUCCAAGCUCUGAGAGCCGCUGCGGCCCGGGGCCUGGCCUGGGGCCUGGACUUAUCUUACCUCCCGCCCAUUUCCUCAUGGGCAGAGAAGGAGGAUUAGUGAAGAUGGUUGCCCGUGCCUUCUCCCUUGUUCUCCCUGUUUCUGACAUUCUGACACUGAUCCUUAUGCCCAGGGACUGACUUAUCAUCACCCGAACAAUAAAGCAACUUAAUGAA